Molecule: messenger RNA, 2989 nt
Organism: Octopus bimaculoides (California two-spot octopus)
Lineage: Eukaryota; Metazoa; Mollusca; Cephalopoda; Octopoda; Octopodidae
Product: monocarboxylate transporter 14
Biological process (GO): transmembrane transport; monocarboxylic acid transport
Molecular function (GO): monocarboxylic acid transmembrane transporter activity
Source: RefSeq, a predicted model, not a curated record
GGUAUGUUUCAUGCGCGUUUCAAACUUGAUAUAAACACAAGUGCUAUGAGAUGGUUUCGAAUUCAAUUGCAGGAAAAAGUUACCUGUAAGAGGCUGCCAUCCUUGCAAUGAAUGUAUUUCUCUCAUUCACUAAAUACUUCGAAAACCAGGGUUAAACACCGGACUAUUACGAGUCUAUAAUAGGAAGUAAAUGGAUCAUAACUACGGUUCAGAAAAGCUAUUUCGAUAUUCAAGUAAGUGGAUUGUGAUCUACGCAAGACAUUUACCUUUUAGCAUGGUUUAAUACAUGUAAUUAGGGUCCUGUUGUUUUUGAGAAAAAUUUUCGUUAACGAAAUCAACAGGAGCGUGAUAUAUUGCAAACUACAUAAUUUAGUCAUGGCCUAUUGUCUUGUUUAUGUCUUUUCUUAACUCACUUUUCUUUUGGCAAGGUUAAUAUAUACAAAAUUGUUAUCUUUCGAUACUGAGUUACUUUUAAGACUACGUCCACAUGAAAAACUGAAUGUGUGCUUGUCUUUAAUUCAGUAAUGUUACUGUAUGAAACUGGUUCUGCCUGGAUUUUUAAUUAGCAAACCAUAAAGGUGUGUGAUUAUAAAAGGCUUUGGUACAACUGAGUCCCAUAUGCGCUGGAAAGGAAAAAACAAAUUGACUUCUUUUUUCCCCAUCUCAACUUACAAUCGGCCCAUUUUGAUUUUAUCAAACAUUUGUAUAUUUUCUAAAAGAAAAAUUACGAGUUAUUCUCAUUGCUUAGACAAAUGGAAUCUGGAGAAACAUUUGGUAUUUGCGUCAAACGAAAAUUAAGUGCUAUUUCACUUUAUUCAAACUUUUCAAACAUCAGUUUUCAGGAAGAUAAUCCUAUUUUCAAUCGUUUAAGCAAUGAUGACAACGAUUUUAAUAAUUCAAGCAAUGAUGCCAAUCAUCAUAAUACUAAUGCUGUGAAUAACGGUGAUUGUGAUACGAACAGAGAUAUCGAUGAUGUCAACUUUACCAACAAUGCUAAUGGCACAGAAACUGACGCACAUACAGGUGAAACCAGCAUAGGCCAUUAUGUUGCUGAAACUUCUUCUGUCACAAUGGGUUCACACCUAACAAUACCUUCCAUUUUUGACGAAAUAAUGAGAGGUCGACGAAAAUCUGUGCAUUCAUCUCAAAGAUAUGACAUCGACUCUUUAGGAACAACUGCGGACACUGUUUAUUCAACCUAUUCUGCUCGUCCUUCUUUGAUUGGUGAUCGGCCGCUUGUACUGCAGGAUUUUCUUUUUGCAGCUGCAGCUUUCAUAUGCCAUUUGUUCACAAUUGGUAUUUCAGCAAGCAUUGGAAUAAUUGUUAUAGAAUGGUUACGGGACUUCCCCGAAUCCAGAACAAUCUUACUUUCUAUGCCACCUAUGACUUUUGGAAUUACAAGUGCAAUUGGUUUGUUUGUUGGUACUUUAAUCAACCAAAUUGGAGGACCUGGUGUGAUUAUUAUUGGAGGAUUUUUCCAAGGAUUAAUGCUGUUUGUCUCCGCAUUUGCUAAUAGCGCUUUCUUUUUGUUUGUUUCUAUUGGUGUUUGUUUUGGGAUUGGAUGUUCUCUUGUGUAUGUAACCAUUUUUGUAGUUGUUGGAAUUUAUUUUGGUGGCAGGGCAACAAUUUUCCUCGCAAUUCUGUCAACAGCUGGACCAAUUGGAGGAGUUAUAUUUCCACUUAUUAUUCCAUAUAUUAUCAGAGUUUAUACUUGGAAUAGCUGCCUUUUCAUCUUGUCUGGAAUCACCUUCAACAUUUGCCCACUAGGGCUAUAUAUUUUGUUUUGUCAGAAUCAAGCUAAUAAAGCAAACCAGCAAUACAUUAUUCAGAUUCCUAUUAAGCUGAAAACCAGAAAAAAGCUAUUGGAUGUAAGUGUAUUCAAGAAUGUCAUGUUUAACCUUUUUUUGCUCCCACUUUGCCUGAGCUGUGGUUAUAUGAAUUUUGCAAUGAGUAUUUAUGCUAGCUAUAUGGAUAACAAAGGCUUCAGUCUGAUAGAAACCACUCAACUUUUCUCCAUCUUGUGUUCUGCAUCAAUUGUUAUCAGGGUUGCUCUCGGCGUGUUACUUCGAUUAACAGGGUGGAGAUUUGUGUAUAUAUAUACAAUUGUCGCAAUUGGAUUUGGAAUUUCUAUGUGUAUUUCAACUGUUCUUAGUUCUUAUGAAUUAUUAGCAGUGUGCACUUUAUUUGUGGGUCUGUUCCAUGGAGGUCCUUGUGGAUUAUAUCCUAUUAUUAUUUUGGAUUUUGUUGGUCCUGAGAAAUACAGUUCUGGUAUUGGUAUUACUGAAACAGCAAAUGGCAUGAUUACCAUCAUUGAAGGGUUUCUAACAGGUGUUCUAACAAAUUUUACUGCGACCUAUAACUUGGCUUUCUACAUAUUUGGAGGUGUUUGUAUAUUUUUUAAUUCUUUGUUACUAAUAAUUUUAGUAAAUCAGUAUCUCAAAGAUAACAGAAUUAAGUAAACCAGUAUCUCAAAGAUAACAAAAUUAACUUGAAACUGUUUUAGAUGUGUUUUUGUAUAUUUUUUAAAAAUUCAAGCAUGGCCAAAUUAUUUAGAACUUCAUUUUGCAAAUUUGAGAUCCUGUAUAUGAUUCCAAAGUAUAAAAUCUUGGGCAAGUAUCUUUUACCAUAGCUUUGGGUUAACUCAAGUUUUAUGAGGUGAAAUCGAGUAGACCAAAACUGUUUGAAAGCCUGUGUAAUAGACUUUUCCUGUAAUUCAAAGAGCCAACUUUAUCAUACAGUUUCAUACUGAUUUUGCCUGAAAAUUGCAUUAAGAGUAUACAUACAUGCGGAAUAUUCGCAUGCUAAUUCUAUGAGUAGGCUGUUCCAUUGAUUGAACAAUUGGAACUUUCAGCUCUGAAAAUAAUGGAGAUCCACUGACAUUUUUACAAUUUCUAUUUUUACACAGUAUUUUUUUUUUAUCUUAUAUUAUAUUUUUAUAUUUAUUUUGUUUAUUUUGUUUUUAAAUAAUAAAAUAAUUUCCAUUAUUGCA